UUACUAUGGAUCCAGAGAAUGGCUGGGCCAGGACCCGGGGUGGCCACCCCAGAUACGCCUAGGGGUGUCAGUUCGGGUCGGGUUCGGUUACCCGAACCGGAACCCGAAAAAACCAAAAAUCGAAAAUCACUGAAACUGAACCCGAACCCGAAAAUUCCUUAUCGGGUUCGGGUAAAACAAAACCGAAACCCGAAAACCCGAACACCUAAGAAUACGGACUAAGUUCUAUUUAUUGGAGGUUUUUAGCCGGAACCCAAAAAAUCGAUAAGCAAAACCGAACCCAAAACCGAAAACACGAAACGAACCCGAUCCCAAAAAACCGAUAAUGUGUAUAAUCGGGUCGGUUUCGGGUAAACCCGAAAAACCGAACCCGAAUGGACACCCUUAGAUAUGCCACUGCCUAUAUAUAUAUAUAGUCACCCUCUCAUCUCACCUCACCUCACCUCAGCUCACAAGGAAGCAGCUUCUCGUCCCCGAAGAGGUGCUUCUUCCCCAUUUCAGUACUCUAAACAAGUACUUGUCCAUCCAUGUAAGUACAACAAAACCCUUAAUUAAUUACACAACUUCCUCUAUUUCUUAAUUACAUGCAGUUUCCCAUUAAUAUGUAUCUUCUUUAAUUUGGUGAAGUCCUUAACUAAUUAAUUAAUUAAUUAAUUAAGCUGGCUUUGUUCCCUCCUAAAACAGCAUGGCCGCCGCCGCCGCAGCGUCACUACUCCUAGCAGUAGUGCUGCUCUCUUUGGCGACGGCUAAAGCGUGGGAAGCGCUCCCUCUCCAAAAGCGCGCCUUCUACUCCCCGUCCUUCUCCAUGGCCCCCGGAUCCGUCGCCUUCGACUACUUCUACGACGUGGAGUUCCCCAGGGGCCACCUCGCCCUCAAGAGCUUCCGCGCCGACGUCGUCGACGCCGACGGCAACGUCAUCCCUUACCACGAGGUCUACCUCCACCACUCCUACAUCGUCCGCUACUACCAGGCCCGCAACUACUCCAUCCCGCCGGUCCUCGACAUCGAGACCUUACCCUACGGCGACGGCUUCAUCUACCGCCGUAACCACGGCAUCUGCCAGGGCGACCUCCUCGGCCAGUACUUCGGCCUCGGCACCGAGAUGCAGAGCACCCCCACCGCCGUCCCCGACCCCUACGGGAUCGAGAUCGGGAACCCCGCCCCCAUCCCCGACGGGUUCGACGAGAAGUGGCUCCUCGUCGUCCACGCCAUCGACACCCGCGGCGCCGUGGACAGGUUCGGAUGCGCUGAGUGUCGGAGGGAUUUGUACAACGUGACGGUGGACCAGUUCGGAGAGCCGUUGAAGGACGAUUAUUACGGAGGGUUGUCGUGCUGUUACGCUCACACGCAGUGUAAGGUUAGGGAGGACUACGAGGGGACCACCAGGAGCCUAAGGAUGAGGUACACGCUGACGUGGACCGAGUGGGUCCCGUCGAUCAUCCCCGUCAGGGUCUACAUCUUCGACGUCACCGAUGAUAUGAAGUUGGUGGUCAAUCCUUCUUCCGGUGCCGUCUCAGCGAAGCACGACUGCUUGAUUGAAUAUAUGGUGGAGAGCUGCCACGUGGAUGGGAAUGGAGAGAAAGGGUGUGCGGACUUCAAGAAAUCGAUUGUGGCGAUGCCCAAGGGUGGAAACGUGAUCUUUGGUCUCACUCACUUGCACUCCGGAGCAAUAAAUUCCACGUUGUAUGGGCAGGACGGGCGGGUAUUGUGCACAACGAAGCCGAUUUACGGAGAAGGGAUGGAGGAAGGGUACAUCGUGGGAAUGUCGACGUGCUACCCGGAGCCCGGCUCCGUUUGGAUCGACGACGGGGAAUUAAUGGUACACGAAUCCGUCUACACCGCGGAACGGCGUCGGACAGGCGUCAUGGCACUGUUCUACCUCCUCGUCGCCGACAGGGUGGCGGAUACCCCGGCGGCGCCGGCUGGUUUUAAUGACAACAACUUCAUGGGCAUUCGUUCUAUGAAAAGCUGGCGGAGAAGUUCGCCGGCGGUGGCGGGGGAGCGGUGAGGUCUGGAGAAGGUGGGGCGAGCGGAGCCUUUGUGGGAGUUGGACUGGUUCUGCUGGGAGCUGUCGCUACUGUUCUUCUUCUGAGGAUCAAGAGGAGCUAAGGUCAAGAUGAAGAUCAUUUCAUUCCAAUACCGAUGGUGAUGGAGAUAAGAUAUAAACGCCGGUUGUUAUUAUCAUAUAUAUGUACGGUGGUGCAAGUUAAACGGCGGCCGGUUUGGUUCGUCAAUUUGUUUCUUGCUUCAGUUGUUGUCUUUAUUUAUUAUGAAAUGCGUGGUUGGACCAUUUAGUGGUGGGUCUGGGUCUGUCGGUCUGAUUACUAGAUAUGGUAUGGGCUCAGGCUCAUCGGUCAUCACUCAUAUGAUGCAUAUGUUUUGAGAAAUGGAAUAGAAUAAAAAGAUGUGUGUCUUUGGUUGGUACGCUGCUGCUGUGUGAACCGCAAACUUUCCACAUUUAUUGUAUUCUUAUUGUAUGGUGGUGGGUCAUUGGGUUGUUUAUCAGUUUGUUAUAUGGUUUGGUUACUGUCCAUCUGCUUUCAUUGGACUAAAUUCCGUUAACAUCGUCAAUUUUUUUUUUAUGAUAUGGCUAACAUAAGUGUUAAAUCACUCGAAUUUAACCCAAGAAGAAAACAAGAUGGACCCAUAUAAACAAACAAACAAAAAACCCCUGUCAUUUUAGCUCUCGAAUAAAAUCCAUCAACCGACCCGACCUAGCAAACCAAAUCCCAUUUUAUUUAAGUUGAUUAGAAUUAAAAUACAAAAAUUCCAACACACAAGUUAAUACAAAAAAAUAUCAGGUCAUCAUAUUAUGUCAGUCCAAUCAACACUGUUGAUAGUGUGGUUAAGUAACAAGUUUCAUGUCUAGAAUGCGCUAACAAGACUGCGCUACACCUCGUCUCACCCCCGAAGCAUAUAGAUCCACCCGAUCGAUGAAGACUCGAACCGAACUCGCCCAUUCUUUUGGGCACAAGGUGAUUGUAUCAAACAUGCCCCUCUACUAUUUUUUAUAUCAAACAUGCCCCUGUAAUUUGGAAAAACUAUCAAACAUGCCCUUCAGUUAAAAUUUUCAUUGAAAAAAUCGUCAAUCAUGGUUGAACCGAGAUUUAGACGACCUGACAUCGAUAAAUGGGAGGUGAAAUGUCAGUUUUGACCCUUGCUUUAUUUCUCUAGGUCUCAUCAAAGUGAAAUUAUUAGAAUUAUUUGGCUGUACAAAAGAAAAAAAAAACUCUAAAGUGAAAUUAUUAGAGAGAUUUUAGAUAUUUGGGUCGCCCAAACCAAAGUUAGGUCUUGGUUAAUGAUUUUUGGAUGGAAAUUUUAACAAAAGGGCAUGUUUGAUAAGUUUUCCAAAGUACAAAGGCAUGUUUGAUGUAAAAAAUAAUAGAAGGGCAUGUUUGAUAAAACGUCAUAGUAGAGGGGCAUAUUAUACCUAUAACCCUUUUAGUUAUUAAGAAAGAACAAAAAAGAGAGACUAUAUUCAUCACAAAAAUUGAAGUUUUGGUUAUCCAAUAUAUUUUGUCUAAUCAUAAGUAUAAUUUCAUAUUUAAUAUUCAAAUUGGUAUUACUUGGUUUCAAAUUUCAUAUUAAUCUCCUUAUAUAAUAGAUAAAUUAAUUAAAAUAUAAAAUCAAACACAAAAAAAAAAAAAAAAAAGUUUCUCAUUGGCUAUGCAGAUAACCAACAACCAUAUCUUAUCUCCUCUUGAUCCUCAACAGAAGAGACAGUGGCAACAUGGCUCCCGAAGAAAGCAGUAUAGUAGCCCUCACAUUCUUGAGACCUCACUCCCCCACCGGUCAACAUCACACCGGCCAGUUUUUGCAAUCAAAAGCAAGCCAGAUAGAUACAAGAUUCAAGAGUGGGCCGACGAUUCACAACAAGCCAAGAACGACAGAUAAAAGUAGUUCAUUGAA
Molecule: messenger RNA, 3909 nt
Organism: Linum trigynum
Lineage: Eukaryota; Viridiplantae; Streptophyta; Magnoliopsida; Malpighiales; Linaceae
Source: the annotation of a GenBank genome assembly